CCCAUGGCCAUGUUUGUUUUUGUUUGCUAAUGGCGUGUUAGCUUAAGAAUUCGGUCAAAAAAUCCGGCAUUUCCGGUGAAACUACGCCAAACUAAGGCUUCGACAAUGCCGGGAACCAUCCUCGAGAACCUCAGCGGCCGUAAAUUGAGUGUUUUAGUGGCCAUCCUGUUCUUCAGCCAACUGGGUUGCUUCCUCGUCGGCUUGAUAGCCCCCAAACCGGCAAACUCCCAGGGGAUCCUCGCCACGGUAUGUCUCGACGACAAAAUUGCCGCCCAGGACUUGAACCAUUGGGUCACACGCAAUUGCGACAGGAUCGACUUGACUAACGUUAAACCUGGGGUCACAGCUGAGGAUAUUGUUUUUGUGCUUCAAAUGCCGCUCUCGCCCGAGUGGGAUUUCUCUCGAUGGCAGCAGAACUUAGUCGGGAUCCUCCAGUUUGAUUUAUUGUACCAGAAUGGGUUAAAUCCGGCUGAAUUCAUUGUGGAGCUCACCAUCGACGCCCGAUUGGCCUACAGUGACAAGAAGCGGACUGGGGGACGAACUCCUUGGUCGUACUACGCCCACUCUGAGGAAAAACGCUACAUGGAUUGUGAUAUUGACCUUAAAAAUGUCAGGUCUCCUGAGGGGUACCCCUACAACUGUUCCAUGGUACCCCUAUUUGAACUCGGUUCUUUAUUCCAUGACUAUUAUCUUCUCAACAUCCGGUUGCCUUACGACGAGAAACAACUAAAGAACGUCGAUUUGCGUAAGAUUCAAGACGUAUAUUUGCAUCUGAUACACAUGAAUGGGGGCUUCACCCAGGUUUGGGUCUCUCUCAAGACAUUUUUCUUCCCUAUUAUCAUAGGGAUAAUGAUUUGGUUUUGGAGACGCGUUCAUUUAUUAUCCCGGACUCCAGCUUUGCUCGAGUACAUGUUGAUUUCGCUAGGGGGCACUUUAGCCUUUCUUGACCUUCCGGUUGAAUAUUUGACCCUCUGGUUCGAAAUGCCCUUCAUGCUUUUGCUUAGUGACAUCCGUCAAGGCAUUUUCUACGCCAUGUUGCUCUCUUUUUGGCUCGUCUUCGCCGGUGAGCAUAUGCUAAUCCAAGACAAUGGCGAGAAAAAUAGUAUCAAAUUGUAUUGGAAACACUUGAGUACUAUCGUCAUUGGUUGUUUGUCUUUGCUUAUUUUCGACUUGUGCGAACGUGGAAUUCAACUCGUGAACCCAUUUUACUCGAUUUGGGUCACUCCAGUGGGCACCAACCUCGCCCUCUCUUUCAUAAUCCUCGCCGGGAUUUCCGCUAGCAUGUAUUUUAUUUUCUUGUGUUACAUGAUUUGGCGAGUUUUUAAAAACAUAAGUAUAAAAAGGACCGUAUUGCCGAGCAUGUCUCAAGCCCGGAGAUUGCAUUACGAAGGUAUCAUUUACAGGUUCAAUUUCCUCAUGUUGGCGACAGUGAUCUGUGCUGCUGUCACUGUUAUCUCAUUCAUCUUGAGUCAAGUGGCCGAAGGCCAGAACAAAUGGGAUGAAAAUAUGGAACUCGAAUUGUCUUCUGCUCUCCAUACUGGAGUUUAUGGCAUGUGGAAUGUCUACAUCUGCGCCAUGUUGAUGUUGUACGCUCCUAGUCAUAAGCAAUGGCCUGCAGAGCCGAUCUGUGCCGAAGGCGAGGAGGUCGAGUUUAGUCGCCUUCCAACCGAUCCGACUCCCAAUGAAAUCUCCUCCUUGACUUCGUUUGCUUCCAAAGCUAGCAUUGAGUAAAUCUCAAACUGUGACGUAAUUGAUGUUUUUUCUAACUACUACUUAGAAUAAGUACUUAAUUCUUGGAUUUGUGAUGAAGCAUGCACACGCACACCGUUUUUAAUAUUUAUUUCUCGUUUAGAUGAAUGUUUUUAGAAUUUUUACUGACGCUAUCGCGUACCUAUCGUAAUAAUACUAUGUAUAUGUUGACUGCAUUACGUAGCGGGUAGUGUUGUAUAUGUGAUCUUUGCGAUGUUUUAACUCUGGUGAUUUUUAUAUGCCCGAUCAGUAUUUUCUCGCAUUUACUAAUAAAUAUGUAUAAUAUACAGUA
Tribolium madens (black flour beetle) is the source of this 2041-nucleotide messenger RNA. RefSeq names its product protein wntless (gene wls). Gene Ontology annotation, molecular function: Wnt-protein binding. The transcript has 2 exons. NCBI's taxonomy places the organism in Eukaryota, Metazoa, Arthropoda, Insecta, Coleoptera, Tenebrionidae. The record is from RefSeq and is a predicted model, not a curated record. Gene Ontology annotation, biological process: intracellular protein transport; Wnt protein secretion; Wnt signaling pathway. Gene Ontology annotation, cellular component: endomembrane system; organelle membrane. Bases 106 to 1731 code for a protein of 541 amino acids.